AUGAAGUACUAUUCUGCAAUUGACCGUUUCUUCAACAAAUUCCGCAAGAAGGGGUUUCUUUUGUACGCGACUCUCGUGAUUGCAGCAACAGCGUACUCGUUCUACUCCAUAUCCAACUUACCAGACGUGAAAGAAUUAGAGCAACUUAAAGAACAGAAGAGGAAAAAGGAGCAAUUGAAAAAGCUGGAGACAGAUAAGAAGAAAGAAGUAAAAGCAGAAGAAGAAGAAGAAGAACAAAAAGAUGCAGAAACUAAGAAGCUAAAGGAACUGGAAAGUCCAAGCAAGAAGCUGAGUAGUUUAUUUGUAGAUGAAGAAUUGCUGAAAGAUCACAGCAAGAUCGACAAUUGGUCCAGAAGGGAACUACACUCCUACCUCUCCAGGCAUAAAAUAUACCCAGACCUUGACACUUCAUUGGAAGACUUGAUUGAACAAGUGAAAGUCAUAUACUACGAAAACAAGGUUGCUCAUUUUAUAUAG
Molecule: messenger RNA, 477 nt
Organism: Dujonia railenensis
Lineage: Eukaryota; Fungi; Ascomycota; Pichiomycetes; Serinales; Debaryomycetaceae
Source: the annotation of a GenBank genome assembly